Messenger RNA from Moneuplotes crassus, 3113 nucleotides. NCBI's taxonomy places the organism in Eukaryota, Ciliophora, Spirotrichea, Euplotida, Euplotidae. The record is from the annotation of a GenBank genome assembly.
CAGAAAAUGAAGCGAGUGAGCACACGAGGUAAUCUGAAAAAAUCAAGUAGUGGUAGAAGGAAUCACUCUCCACUAAAUAUUUUAGACAGCCUAACCUCUCCAACAAAGGUAUCUAUAAAGCCAGUUGGGGUUGAUGAUAAAAAGACAGGAAUUAAGCUAAAUUCAAUUCGCACAAAGCGGCAUGUAUCUCCGAAGUCAAGACUAUCUGGGUUGCCAAAGAAAGAAAAGUCUCUUGGACAUAAAUAAAAUUAGAAAUAAUAUUUCCCAAGAGUUCUUAGGCAUUAGCAAAUAAAUUAAGCAAGAAGAAAAGAAAUAUUCUUGCUCCUAAAUUUGCGGAAGUUCAUUUUGAUGCUUCAAAUUAUUCUACCAGAAUGAAAGAGAGGAGAAAGAAGAUAUCUAGUCGUUCAAAAGAACCAUUAGGAGUUUCUAGCAAAGGAUAUAGCACAGAGCCAAACAAAAAGUUAAACUCAGAGAAUAGUUCAAUUUAUUCUGGACAUCAAACUCACUCUAGUAAUACUAGCAAUCUGAAGCACUCUGAGAAAUCUACUACAAAGAUUAGCAGAGGAUUUACUAAGAUAAAUUCUUCAGGAAAUUUUUCUUAUAAAGUAAAGAAAUCUGCUUUGGCUAAGAAUAAGACUUACGCUCAAAGAUUCAUGAAGACUAUCACUCAAUACAGUCAUAUGAAGGUACCUACCAAAAAGAGGAGAAGUAAGAAUAAUACUACAGACAAGAAACCACAAAAUUUGGAUGAAAUUAUUCAGAAAAGAGAGAACAAGUUAUCACGUAGAAACCGUGCUAUAAACGAUCAUAUCCAAAGUAAGAAUACUCCUAUAUUGGAUCUUACUAUUACUAAGACAAAUAUUAAUGCUCCUAAAAUAAGGAUAACGGAUUCUUCAGGAUCUGCGGCUUUGAAGCAGACUUCAAUGACUACUAAAAGUACCAUGAAAAGAUUUGAUUUUGAUACUGCUAGGCACAGUGCUGAUACCCAAGGCCCAACAAAUAUCAAUUUAAUGGCCGUUGAAUCAGUAGCUGGAGGAACAGAACGACAAGGAAUUAGUAAAGCGAUGAGAAACACUGGCUCUAAGAAAAGCAAAAGGAAGACAAGGAAUGCCAUAACUGAAAAAAAAAGCCAGGCUCUACAAUCGACUGAAGAUCUUAAGAGAGUAACAUGAGGAGACACAGGAAGUAGUAAUUUCAAAGAGGAAAUCAAAAUAAUUGAGAUAUCUGAAUCUGAAGAAGAAAUAAAAUGAAUUGAUUCGUCCUCCAACAAGAAUAGUCUUCUCCAGCAUCCUUGAUCAAACCAUGAUCUUUUCUGUCUUCUAACUAAGGUUGGAGUAAACUCCUCUGAAAUUUUAGCAUAUUUGAAGAAGUUUGGAGCAAAGGAACUUAAGGAUUUAGUAAGACUGCAAAAUAAAGCUGACCGCUCUUGGACUUUACUUCAUUAUACUUCUCAGCUUGGAUUAGUAUCUGUGAUGACUUAUCUAAUCAACAAUUGCCCAAAUUUAGAUUUGAACAAGAUAUCGAAUGAAGGGCAGACUCCAUUGCAUAUUGCAAUUGAGUCUCUAAAUUUUAACAUGAUAAAAUUUCUUAUCUCUCAUAAAGCAUCUCUCAAUACAAGAGAUUGUAAAGGUAGGACUCCUCAAGAUCUUCUUAUUGAAAGGAAGCUUGAUUAUCUCAUAAAAGUUCAAGAGGCAGAGACUUCAACUGAAGAGCCAUCCAAGAAGGUAUGGACAGUCAACAUUAGUAUCCAUAAUAUUGAAGAAGAAAGUCUAGAAGGAAUGUUCAAAGGAAUUAGAACCUAUUUUGAUAAAAAGCUAUCUCCAAAAAUGGAUAAUAACAAUUCUGUCCUAGAGCCUCCAUCUUCUGUGGCGUCCUCUUCAUUUAUCGGAUCAGAAGGACAUGAGGAGACGAAGUAUUACAAAGGUGAAUCUAGACCCAAAGCUACAACAGAUCUAGGCCAACCGGAUAUGCUCUCAUGUACUGUUAGUAAUGCUCCGACUCAUAGACAAAGACGCUACAAUAUCAAAGGAAUGGGUAAAGCAACUGCUGAGAAAAAGAAGCAAGAGAAAAUAGGACCCAAAAGUUUCUCUGUCAUAAAGCUACUCGGAACAGGAAGUUUCGGAGAAGUUUUUCUGGUGGAAAAAUAGAAACUCUGGCAAGCUCUAUGCAAUGAAAGUGUUAAAAUAAGGACAGAAUUGUGAAGCGUAAUCUCACUAGAUACGCAAUGACAGAACGAAAUGUAAUGAGUGUUUCUAACCAUCCGUUUAUUGUCAGUCUACAAUAUGCUUUCCAAACAGAAGAUAGGCUAUUCCUAGUCAUGGAAUAUUGCCCUGGAGGAGACCUCUCCAACUAUCUUGAAGCUGAGGAAUAUUUUAGUGAAGAUAGAGCAAGGCUCUAUCUUGCAGAAAUAAUUCUUGCAAUAGAAGAUCUCCAUUCUAGAGGUAUUAUCUUCAGAGAUCUUAAGCCAGACAAUAUUGUCCUGGAUAAGUAUGGCCAUUGAAAAUUAACGGAUUUUGGAUUGUCUAAGGAAGGUCUCGUUGAAAAAGAAAAAGUAGCAAAAAGCUUCUGAGGUUCAUAUGCAUAUCUAGCUCCAGAAAUGGUGAAAAAGACAGGUCAUGGAAAGAAUGUUGACUGGUAUUUACUAGGAGUGUUACUCUAUGAGAUGCUAGAGGGGAUUCCUCCGUUCUAUGAUCAUGAUAAAGAUACACUAUUUAAAAAUAUUUUAGUUAGUCCUGUAGAAUUAGGAGAGGAAUUAUCAGAAGGAGCUCAAGAUUUGAUAUUAAGGUUGCUACAAAAAGAUCCCGAAAAGAGAUUGGGUCACCAAAAUGGAGCACAAGAUAUAAAAGAUCACCCUUGGUUCACAAAAAUAGAUUGGAAGGAUGUUUCCAAAAAGAGAACUUUCCCUCCAUUUCCUUAUUUAUACAAAUCUAAGGAAGAACAUUUGGCAAAUCUAAAUUUAGAGAGUAUUAAAGCGAUACAGCAAUACAACAAUUACUUUCACAACUUGAAUAACGAUAAGAAUAAAGCUAAAGCAAAUCAUCUUGAAGAUUGGUCGUUCUGGAAGGCCUCCCACAUAUAGAGUCUAGCUUUCUUAAACUUGUUCAAUUAUUUGG